Rotaria socialis is the source of this 2670-nucleotide messenger RNA. NCBI's taxonomy places the organism in Eukaryota, Metazoa, Rotifera, Eurotatoria, Philodinida, Philodinidae. The record is from the annotation of a GenBank genome assembly.
AUGUCGACAAAUGAUUCGAAAUUAUUUUCAUCAAUUAAAUAUUUUACAACUGGUUUUCGUGAUCCAUUACUUGAAAACAUAUUUAAACAGAAUGGUGCUAUACUAUCAUUUUAUUUAACUGAAACAACAACGCAUGUCAUAUGUGAUGAUUUUGACAGUAAUAAAAGUGAAUUAGAACAAGCUAUUGAAAUCUAUCAAACGCCAAUAGUCAAUUCAGAUUGGAUAACAGCAUGUUUAAAAUGUAAUACAUUAUUACCUAUUAAUCCAUUUCGUAGUGUUGAUAGUAAUAAUAGUGAUCAUUUAUUUCGUUCAUGUACAUUUGCAAAUGCUAAUUUAACAAAUGAAGAUCAUAAUAAAAUUUAUGCAUUAGUUACUUACUAUGGUGGCCGAUGGACAUCAAAUAUAGAUGAUUCAAAUUGUACACAUAUUAUUUGCGCAUCAGCAUUAUCAACGAAUAACCCUGAAGAUAGAAUAGUUGAUAAUCUUAAAAAUAAUCAUGUGCGUUUACAAGCUGCAUACGACGUACAAUCGGAAAAAAAUCAUUUGAUAACACCCGACUGGAUUAUUGAUUGUUUAAAUGCAAGUCGUCUAUUAGACGAAGUUGAUUAUCAUCCAGAUUUUUUGAGAGGUCCCAAUGAACCGAUGGAUGUUGAUGAAGAAGAAUUAGAGGAAGAACAAACUAAUAAUAAUCAUAAUCAAUCUAUUGAUGAACACACACCAACAAAAACAACUACUAGUGUACAUCGAUCACAGUUUAUAAUAAAAAAUUUCUUCAAUCAAUCAGAUCAAACAACACCUCCACCAUCAGCAGAACACCUAUCAGGAAUCAAUGAUGGUAGUAAUCCUCCGGAUUCAUGUGAUGCAUCACAAGUCAAAGCCUAUCCGGCAAAACGAGCUCGUACUCGAACAGCACCACGGCAACGUAAUACAAAACUUAAUUCAACAGCAACAAAUAGUUCACAUACAAAUCAAAAUGGUCAUUCAUCAACAAUUAAAGAUGGUAAUAUUUCAACAUUACCGAUUGAAGAAAAAUUAAUUCGUCCAUCAAUAUCAGCUAAUCUAUUAAAUAAUAAAACAAAUUCGCCUGUGACACGCCAUCCUUCAUUAGAAACACUUUCAUAUGAACUAAAUUAUUGUUUACAAGAUAAAAAUGAACUUGUACCAUCGUCACAAUGGUUACUCGGUUGUAUUAUCUAUAUUGAUGAAUCUGAAUAUAGUUCAAUUGUAUCAAAAGAAGAUUUAUCAGCAUGGUCAAAAAAAAUUACAGAUCACGGUGCUAUAAUAACAGAUGAUAUUAAUCAUGCUAAUUUAACACACUUUAUAUGUGCUUAUCGUACAAGUGAACGUUUUCGACACGUUUGUAAACGAGGAAAUGUUCGAACGGUUACAGCACAUUGGUUAAGUGAUGUAUUACAACGAAAAAAACUUUUCGUUCCUAAUUUGGCUAUUCAUUAUCCAUCACCAUUUCAACCGAAUGAACCAGACAAAUUACCAUUAGCAAAAUACUUUUUUACGAUGACUGGUUUUGAAGGAAUUGAACGUGCUCGUCUUCGAUAUAUGAUACGUGCAUUGGGUGGUAAAUAUUCUGGUCACUUAAGUAAAUGGCAUACACAUUUAUUAGCACGUGAAAAUGGUAAAACUAAUAAAUUUAAAAAAGCCUUCGAAUGGUCAAUACCUAUUGUCAAUGGUUUGUGGUUAUCAGAAUUAUAUCUAGGUAAUACCUGUGCACUCAAACAAUCACUAGAGGAACGUUAUAAACGUUUGAAUGGUACGCCACCCAUUGAUCAUUUUUCAUUUGAUCAAAUUUUUGUUCAUGAUUUACUUUUACCAUGGUCACAAUCUAUUCGGAUAACCGACGAAAUGCUUAAUUCAGCUAUACGCCGCCAUAAUGAACAACAACAACAACAACAACAUUUAUUAUCAAGUACUUCAGAUAUGGAUAUAGAUAAUAACUAUUUAAAAAAUUCAUAUCAUUAUCAUGAACCUAUAGAUUCAUUGAUUAAAUUAGCAAAAAAUAAUAAUGAAUCAAUAUCAAUAAUGCUUAGUGGUUUUAAUAUGAAAACAUUAAAUCAUUAUGAAACAAUAAUUAAAUCUUUAGGUGGUAAAGUAUCUACAUUACCACAUGAUGCAACACAUUUAAUAAUGAAUAGAUUUUUACGCACAGAAAAAUUAUAUGAAUGUAUUAAUUAUGCAACAUAUAUAUUGAAUAAAAAUUGGCUAGAUAAAUGUAAUGAAGAAAAAUGUUUUCUACCCAUAGAAGAAUCAGAUUGGAUAAUUGAUCAAGAAUUUAAAUCAAUAAAAAAUUUAUUUAAACAAUCAAUCGAUAAACGAAUUUAUCGGCAAAAUCUGCCAUUAUUUGAUGGCUAUUCGUUUUUCUUAACACCAAGUAUACAACCAUCAAGCAUAAUAAUUAAAUCGAUUAUCUUUUCGUCUGGUGGGCAAAUACGUCGAGAAUUUCCAACAAUAAAACAAUUGAUAACAUGUCAUGAACAAACUAAAAUACCAAAUUGUUUAAUUCUAUCUUGUGAUAAAGACAAAUUAUUAUUGAAAGAUUUACAUAAAUACAAUAAUACUGAUUUUCAAAUAAAAAUUUUAUCAAUUGAUUUUCUUCUUCAAAGUAUUUUACAACAAGAAAUACUUAAUUUGGAUUCAUUUAUUCUGAAAAUAUAA